This is a messenger RNA of Sungouiella intermedia, 840 nucleotides long. The record is from the annotation of a GenBank genome assembly. NCBI's taxonomy places the organism in Eukaryota, Fungi, Ascomycota, Pichiomycetes, Serinales, Metschnikowiaceae.
AUGUCGUUCAGAUUCGCCGACGUGAUCUCCAAAAUCGCCAUCCCUGCAGGUUUGGGCUUCACCCUCCUCCAGUCGGCCAUGUACGAUGUCGAAGGAGGAAAAAGAGCAGUCAUUUUCGACCGUUUGAAUGGAGUUCAAGCAGCAGUCAUUGGUGAAGGUACUCAUUUUGUUAUUCCAUGGUUGCAGAAACCAAUCAUUUAUGAUGUCAGAACAAAGCCAAAGACCAUUGCCACUACCACAGGAUCCAAGGACUUGCAGAAUGUCUCGUUGACCUUGAGAGUGUUGCACCGUCCAGAAGUGUUGAGUUUGCCCAAGAUUUACCAGACUUUGGGCUUGGAUUACGACGAGAGAGUGUUGCCUGCCAUUGGAAAUGAAAUUUUGAAGAGUAUUGUGGCACAGUUUGAUGCCGCCGAACUCAUUACUCAGAGAGAAGUUGUAAGUGCUAGAAUCAGACAGGAGCUUUCGAGAAGAGCAGCUGAAUUCAACAUCCGUUUGGAGGACGUUCUGAUCACCCACAUGACCUUCGGAAAGGAAUUUACUAAGGCUGUGGAACAGAAGCAGAUUGCUCAGCAAGAUGCAGAGAGAGCAAAGUACUUGGUGGACAGAGCCGAGCAGGAAAGAAAGGCUGCCGUUAUCCGUGCCGAGGGUGAGGCCGAGGCUGCUGACACGGUCUCUAAGGCUUUGGCCAAGGCCGGAGACGGAUUGUUGAUGAUCAGAAGAUUGGAGGCUUCGAAGGACAUUGCGCAGACUUUGGCUGCUUCUCCUAGCGUGAGCUACUUGCCAAGUGGAAAGGCAGGUGAGGAGUCGAAGAACUCGUUGUUGUUGAAUGUUGGACGUUAG